Molecule: messenger RNA, 1406 nt
Organism: Rhipicephalus sanguineus (brown dog tick)
Lineage: Eukaryota; Metazoa; Arthropoda; Arachnida; Ixodida; Ixodidae
Product: WW domain-binding protein 11
Exons: 12
Coding region: 132-1358 (408 amino acids)
Biological process (GO): mRNA cis splicing, via spliceosome
Cellular component (GO): spliceosomal complex
Source: RefSeq, a predicted model, not a curated record
GUGCGUUUUACGAAUGGUGCACCGCUUCACUGGUGUGUGUGUGUGUGUAAUCGUGCGUGCGUGUGUGUCGUAUUUUAUGAGCAGCGGUUCUCGCUGAGGUUUCUCCGAAGUUCCUCCGAAAACCGGGCAAGAUGGGGCGAAGAUCCAUCAACACCACGAAGAGUGGGAAAUACAUGAACCCCACGGAUCAAGCAAGAAAAGAAGCCAGAAAACGAGAGCUCAAGAAGAACAAAAAGCAGCGUCAGAUGGUGAGAGCAGCCGUGCUGAAAGGGAAGGACCCACAGCAGCUGAUCGCAGACCUGCAAAGGAUCGACGAAAUGGAAUACAACGUGUCCAACCCACCGGUGCUGAGCGAGAAAGUUCUUCGGGACAAGCGGAAGAAACUCAGAGAGACGUGGGACCGUGUCCUUAGGCUCUAUCAAAAGGAAGACCCGGAGCACUUCUCGGACCUGAAGAAGAUGGAACUGGAGUAUGAGGACAAGCGCAACACACUCAUCAAAUACUAUGAGUCGGUCAAGUUUGCCCAGCAAGUGGAGAUUGACCAGAUUCCCCUGCCAAGCGCACCCAGUACUCCGCAAGUUGCCCCAUCACUAAUCCCGCUGCCUGUCGACGUGCCGUCGUCUAUACUGAAGAAGCCUCCCCUUGACCCCUCGGCCAAGGCGCCCGGUGUGCCGCCCGGACCACCUCCGGAGCUGUCGGACGACGACGACGAAGAGGAGGAGAACGAGCCCCCGGCUACUAACGUGGAGAAUGUGCCUGAAGAAAAGGAUCUGUCAGUUCCUGCAAAACCACGCAAGAUUCGAUUCGCCGAUGAAGGUCCUGACCGUCCUCCCGGUGUUGACGAUGACUCGGAUGUCACCGAGUUCCUCAAAGAGGUCGAAAAGACCCACAGAGAAGCCAUGCCACCACCCAUGCCUCCUCCGAUGCUCUUCCGGCACCCCCCUCCGGGCAUGCCACCUCCGUCGCUGCCUCCACUGGGUGGUCCCCCGAUGGCCCCGCCCCCAAUGCGAAUGGGGCCACCUCCACCACGCCCACCACCGCUCAUGCGGCCAGCGCCCUCGGUGCUGUCGGCUCCACCCAGCCUCAUUUCGCGGCCCCUGCACGGGCCCGGCUCGGCCUCUGCGGAAGGGGAGCAGCAGCGACCGGGAAGCGGCGCCACCAUCGAGGCCAAGCCGCAGCUGCGCAACCUCAGCGCCGACAUCAUGCGCUUCACGCCCACUUCGUUGCGGGUCAAGAGGGAUCCCGCCAAGAGGACCACAAAAGACGUUCCUGCAGCACCUACGGUGUCGUCUGUGACGGCACCCACGAAGGACGACGCUUACGAGCUCUUCAUGAAGGAAAUGGAGAACCUCCUCUGAGUUCCACUACGCACAUUGUAAAUAAACUUAUCUUCACCACAGUCUCAA